UUAUUAUUUGUUCUUUCCAGAUUACCAGUGAUGUUGAGCCACAAGCAUUAUUUGAAUGUCAGGAGUGUGAGUAUAAGACAAGCUGGCAUUAUGCAUACCAGAGACACCGACGCACACACUCUGCUUCCAAGGUGGUUCGGAUUCAUACCUGUCCACAAUGCCCUUACAAGACUAUGCGUCGAGAACACUUCUUAAGGCAUAUAAAAAAUGUCCAUCAGAAUCACAGGCCAUUUCUUUGUGACAUAUGUGGGAAGGCCUUCAAGAGACAAGAUGCUCUCAAGCAGCAUCAUGUCACUCAUUACCAGAGUAUGGGUGGUGGGAGCAGUGGGCAAAUAGGACCCUAUGGUUUCGUCUGUCACAUAUGUCAGAAAGUAUGCAGAUCCGCAGCUUAUCUCAAGGAACACAAGGCUACUCACUCCGAAGAGAGGUCUUUCCUAUGUGAGGUGUGUGGGGCCUCCUUUAAGACCCGAUCUGUCCAGCGCAAUCACGUCCAGACCAUACAUCGUAGACCUCGGUCGUUCACCUGCCCAUCUUGUGAGAAGAAAUUUAAUACCAAGUAUGCCUUACGUCGUCACAUGAAACAGCAUGACACAAGUCUGGAGGAUGCGGAAGUUUUGACCAGUGUGAAUAGUGAGUUGAGACUUUGUGACCUUCAGCCAAGAGGCUCAUACGCCAGUGCUAGGGAGAGGACCCACGCGGCGCCCGCCUCCCUCCUGCCCUCCCCCACCAAUCCCCCACAUACAGCGUCCCCCUCCAGGACCCUGCUCCCUCCGCCAGCCGCCCCUCCGUCUGCGUCCGCCUACCACAUUACCAUCGACGGGCAGCCGGCCUUUAUCCUGCCCCACUUGGACGGACAGCACGCAGCCAUGGCCGAGGGAGGCGCCGCGCUCAUGGAAGAGAACAACGGUGUGAUCGUGGGCGGAGACAGCCCUGGUGGCUCGGGCCUUCGACGGCUGGGUGGCCAGGGCGCAGCUGGUACGACCAUUUCUGUCCCCGUCGUGCCAACCACGGUCCACAUUGUCAAUCAGGACCCCCUGUCCUCAGCGUCCGGAGACCUGAUCCUCUCGUCCGAGCAGUACCAAGCAAACCAGGCAGCCUCAGUCGUCACCUCGGAGCCUCCUACGUAUGUGGCGCCGGAACACCCAGGCUCAACCCUUCUCUACUUGACAGGGAAUUUCAGUUAAAUCUAAACCAGCGGGAAUGCUGGUGUUCUCCUGUGUAAAAUUUGUUCAAUAACAUUAAAUCAGUUUGAGUUUGGAUCUUGAUCUCAAUAUAUUUUCUUCACUAUUUUCUGCUGAAACUGAUGCCAAUUUAAAUGCAACUGUGUCUGUAUCAGCAGUAUCACAUUUCGAGGAAGUUGACACCCCUCGUCUUUACCAACCUGCCAGUCAAAUUAAGAUGCAUUAAAGAAAAUUAAUACAGGAAAUGUAAUUUAUCAUUUCACCCUUAAAGCCUAGCAGUGAGUUUUAUUUCAAUCAGGCGGUAUAAAUUGUUUGUGCAGAGGUCAAUCAUUAUGUACUAGUUUCAGUAAGAAAUCCAUCAUCAUACUGUAAAACAUGUAUGCUUAUUAAAGCUUAUCAGGGAUACUUAUUAACAUCUCAUUAGAUUAGAGUAUGACUUAUUUUUUAUUGUAUUUUGUCUGUAAAUGCAUGAAACAGAACUCGUAUGUGUUAUAUAAAAUUUGGGUUACAUG
Molecule: messenger RNA, 1693 nt
Organism: Penaeus chinensis
Lineage: Eukaryota; Metazoa; Arthropoda; Malacostraca; Decapoda; Penaeidae
Product: zinc finger protein 628-like
Exons: 8
Coding region: 174-1184 (336 amino acids)
Biological process (GO): regulation of transcription by RNA polymerase II
Cellular component (GO): chromosome
Molecular function (GO): chromatin insulator sequence binding
Source: RefSeq, a predicted model, not a curated record